This is a messenger RNA of Copidosoma floridanum, 2402 nucleotides long. It is a transcript of the gene Xpd, whose product is annotated as general transcription and DNA repair factor IIH helicase subunit XPD. Gene Ontology annotation, biological process: nucleotide-excision repair; transcription by RNA polymerase II; positive regulation of mitotic recombination. NCBI's taxonomy places the organism in Eukaryota, Metazoa, Arthropoda, Insecta, Hymenoptera, Encyrtidae. Gene Ontology annotation, cellular component: nucleus. Gene Ontology annotation, molecular function: damaged DNA binding; DNA helicase activity; ATP binding. The record is from RefSeq and is a predicted model, not a curated record.
GUGAUCGUUUUGUAGUUUUUCUAUCGUUGAAAUGAUAUAAGUUUUUCGAGAUAAUUUUCUACAGAUAAACAAUAGCACUUGUUUCAAUUUGUGCCUUACAAUGAAGUUGAGUGUUGAUGGGUUGAUAGUUUACUUUCCAUAUGAUUACAUAUAUCCAGAGCAGUAUGCUUACAUGCUGGAUCUCAAAAGAGGAUUGGAUGCAAAGGGUCACUUGUUACUGGAGAUGCCUUCAGGUACUGGUAAAACCACAACACUACUGUCGUUAAUUGUGGCCUACAUGUUGGAACAUCCUCUUGAAGUAACAAAGCUGAUUUACUGUUCACGUACAGUACCAGAGAUAGAAAAAGUCAUUGAAGAAUUAAAAAAAUUGAUGAAUUAUUACGAAACAGAGACUAAAAAAUUACCAAAUAUCAUUGGCCUAGUGCUCAGUUCAAGGAAGAAUAUGUGCAUUCACCCAGAUGUAAGUAAAGAAAGAGAGGGUAAAAUUGUAGAUAGCAAGUGCCAUGCACUCACAGCUUCUUAUGUCCGUGAGAGGCAUAACUAUGAUGAUUCAACUCCAAUUUGUGGCUAUUAUGAAAAUUUUGAUAUAGAAGGACGAGAAAUGAUGAUGCCACCUGGUAUUUAUUCCAUUGAUGAUUUGAAAGAAUAUGGCAGAGACAGAAAUUGGUGUCCUUAUUUUCUUUCUAGAUUCACGAUAAUGCAUGCUCAAAUAGUAGUAUACAGUUAUCACUACUUGCUCGACCCAAAAAUUGCUGAGGCAGUAUCCAAAGAGCUGGCUAAAACUUCAGUUGUCGUUUUUGAUGAAGCUCACAACAUAGAUAACGUAUGUAUUGAUUCAAUGAGUGUAAAGAUAAAUCGCAGAAUAAUGGAUAAAAGCAGUGCAAAUAUAGAAUUUUUAGAAAAGUCUGUCAAAGAAAUGAGAGAAGACGACGCAGCCAAACUGAAGGAAGAAUACAACAAACUCGUUGAAGGACUGAAAGAGCAGCAAGUAGCCCGCGAGACAGAUAUAGUUUUAGCGAAUCCAGUUCUUCCAAACGAAGUUCUAGAAGAGGUGGUUCCGGGUAACAUCCGCAAAGCCGAGCACUUUGUAUGCUUCUUGAAGCGCUUCGUCGAGUACCUGAAAAUGCGCCUGCGUAUCCAGCACGUUGUACAAGAAACCCCAGCGACAUUCUUACGCGAUGUCCAGAUGAAAGUCUGCAUCGAGCGCAAACCUCUGCGCUUCUGUGCCGAACGUCUGGCUUCGCUCCUCCGCACUAUGGAAAUCAGCGAACUUACCGACUUCUCACCACUCGUUCGCAUUACACAUUUGGCUACUCUCGUCGCUACCUACACGAAAGGAUUUACGAUUAUUAUCGAGCCGUUCGACGAUAAGGCGCCAACUGUGCACAAUCCAAUUCUGCAUUUCUCUUGUUUGGAUUCGUCGAUCGCUAUGAAACCGAUUUUUAACAGAUUUCAGAGCAUCGUUAUUACAUCCGGUACUCUGUCGCCGCUCGAUAUGUACCCAAAAAUUCUCGACUUUCACCCGGUCAUUAUGUCGUCUUUCACCAUGACCCUAGCUAGACCAUGUCUUCUUCCAAUGAUCGUUUCAAAGGGUAACGAUCAAGUAGCAAUAUCAUCGAAAUACGAAACUCGCGAGGACAUUGCUGUGAUAAGGAACUACGGACAAUUACUGGUCGAAUUAGCAGCCAAUGUACCAGACGGUAUAGUUUGCUUCUUCACUUCGUAUCUAUACAUGGAGUCCGUCGUUGCUGCUUGGUAUGACCAAGGCAUUCUGGACCAAAUUCAGAGGUACAAGCUGAUAUUCAUUGAAACGCAAGACGCCGCAGAAACCAGUCUUGCACUUUACUAUUAUAACAAAGCCUGCGACAAUGGACGAGGCGCUGUGUUGCUUUCCGUUGCACGAGGAAAGGUUUCCGAAGGUGUUGAUUUUGAUCAUCACCUCGGUAGAGCAGUGCUCAUGUUCGGUAUACCCUAUGUAUAUACUCAAUCGCGUAUUCUCAAGGCUCGUCUUGAUUAUUUGAGAGAUCAAUUCCAGAUCAAGGAAAAUGAUUUUUUGACGUUUGAUGCGUUGAGACACGCUGCACAGUGCGUGGGUCGUGCCAUCAGAGGAAAAACUGAUUACGGUAUAAUGGUGUUUGCUGAUAAGAGGUUUUCUCGAUCUGAUAAAAAAAGUAAAUUACCCAAAUGGAUUCAAGAGUAUCUAACCGAUAAUCUUUGUAACUUAUCAACAGAGGAAGCAGUGCAGAUAUGCAAGAGGUGGCUUCGUCAAAUGGCCCAACCAUUUUCGAGAGAAGAUCAGCUCGGGCUCUCGUUGUUAACUUUAGAACAGUUGGAAAACAAAGAACAAGAAAAAAUUCAACAACAGGCUCAGCAAAACUGACAGGAAGUUGACGAGGCUGAUC